Molecule: messenger RNA, 1125 nt
Organism: Chara braunii
Lineage: Eukaryota; Viridiplantae; Streptophyta; Charophyceae; Charales; Characeae
Source: the annotation of a GenBank genome assembly
CGGUGUAGACAGAAGGGCGGCAGGUCCGUCGCCGUACGAAGGACUCCCGCCUCACAUGCAGCCUCUGCCCGAUUCGGACGAGGGGGAGACGGACAUGGACAUGUCCAACACAGUUCCGCUGGGUAGCGGGUCGACCCAGGAAUGGACGGGUAGCCUGUUGUUUCAUCGGCGCGGAGCGAAGUAUAGGCAGUCGUUCACUUCCCUCCUCCACGAAGGUGCCCAGGAAGAGGAACGCCUUCCCCCUGUGGAUCUCACAUUUGGCCUGCGGAGCGGGAGCCCAGCUUCUCCCACGCGCACUGUGCUCGUGAACCCUCAUCCCGACGACAACGCGGGGCAGGUGACAUUGGUCGGCAGGGGCACGAGGGGUGGUUCUGCGCCUCCGGAGACGUCCGAGAAGACGAGGGAGCGGCCUCGAGUGCAGGCGACUUCUGGCCCGUCAAUUCCACGCACCACCGCUGGUCGCCCUGAGUGGAUGACCCCCCCUCCUACGUUCUCCAGGGGCCGCAACACCGUUCCUCGUCCAGUUGAACGGGGUGUGAGUGCGGAAGACUUCCCUUUCGAGGGCGCGCGUGGAGAUGGCAGGCGGGUAUGGAAGGAGUCGAGGCAGGAGUUGCGGCGGCAGCAAGAAGAGUCCAUAACGCAAGGUGUGCAUCGAUUACGUAUGGGCGAGCGGGCCGGGCAACCGCACGCGGUUGGCGGGGGGGGUGACAUCUGGACAGACGGUGACGAAGUUGAGUGUGACGCUGAGGAGGACGACAGUGGUGAUGUGUUCCCGUUGCGUGCGCCGAACAUGGGUGGCAGGGGCGGCAAAGGCAGGGCUUCGACGAAUGCUGGGCGGAGGCGGAAGAGGCCGUCGGCGACCUCUGCUGAUGCGGAAGGUGAGGGGGAUGGGGAGGGUGGCCGGGAUUUCUGGUCUGUGGAUCACAUGGUGGCCCUCGUAAGGGCGAAGCGGGAUCAGGACGACCAGCUACAAGCGGCAGGCCACGCAUUCGCACGGAUGCGGUCGAGGGAGUGGAAUGUUUGGACGUCUGGGAGAGGUUGCUGAAGGUCGGUGUUGACAGGACGGCAGACAAAUGCGGGAAGAAAUGGGAUAAUCUCAUACAACAGUUCGAAAAGAUCCACACU